This is a messenger RNA of Lycium barbarum (goji berry), 1860 nucleotides long. RefSeq lists its product as uncharacterized. Lineage: Eukaryota; Viridiplantae; Streptophyta; Magnoliopsida; Solanales; Solanaceae. The transcript has 9 exons. The coding region runs from base 1 to 1860 and encodes 619 amino acids. The record is from RefSeq and is a predicted model, not a curated record.
AUGAGUAAAAACAAUUCGAUAAAUUCUCCUAUGCGCAAAAGCCCUAGAUUUUUGGGGCCCCCAACAAGCCCGAAAGUAGGGCCAAUUCCAAACUUCAAUUUACUCACUCAAACCCCGGUAAAAAAAGGAGGAAGGGAAAAGCAAGAUUCUGAUGAUGAAGGAUUGUUUGUUCAAAAUGAAGUUAGGACGAAAGUUCUAAACGAUCCAUGUAAUGUUGGUCCCACUAUUGUUGAAAUCAAAUCAACCCCCCGGAAUGAUUCCAAAAGGAAGCGAAAAGAAACGUCAACUAGUAAGUCAAAAAAAGUCACUGACGACUCUGAUUUCGAAGAAGAAACUGAGCAUCCUGAAGCCAAAAAAAGUAAGGUUGAGAAAGGUGGUGCAACACAGACUCAUUGGUGUUCUUACACCAACGUGGAAGCCGCACUUGAAGUUAAGGACCGCCUUAACGACGCGCAAUUGAAGCUGUUUAGGGAGUCCCCUUUUGGGUUAUUUCUGGAUUUGCCAAAGCUGAAUGUUCAGCCACAGCUAAUUCGAUGCCUGAUGUAUGCUGAGACAGAGCAUGAUAGGGAUGAUAUGUUUAUCAUCAAUUUGAAUGGGAAAGAGCUUCAUUUCGGCAUUAGAGAGUUUGCCAUUGUGACUGGUUUAAAAUGUGGCAUGGACAGCGAAUUUGUCUCGGACCCCGAUUCCCCCAACAGACUGAUGGAUAUUUACACUUUGACUUGGUUGAAAGCGGAUUAUCCAUGGGGAAAUGAUUGCUUCAAAGCGCUGUUGUCUUCAAUCAGUCACAAGUUGGCGAAUGAUCCAACCUACUAUAGGUUUGAGGGUUUUCCCUUGGCCAUUCAAGUAUGGUUUUAUGAAUGCUGCUCGAAGGUAGAUCCUACGGUUGCGACCCGUAUUGGAAACCACUUCCCUCGUAUUUUUAAUUGGCGAACAACUUCGCAAAGAGUCUACUUUUCCCAUCUGAAGAAGGGGAUGUUCAAAAAGUACAGCAAUCAGCUGGUUUUUACCAACAUUCUCCCAACAGAUGAGGAGAAGGUAGCUAUCAACUUUAUGGAGUUUCUAGAAGAGACAGCGGUCAAAGAUGUGUUAGAACCACAGGAUCCCACACAGUCGAGUCCCUCUGUACGUGGUUCUGAAUUUGAUGCGUUGAAGAAGGAAGUUGCAAAUGUCCGCAAAGAUCUUAAAUCAUUUGAGAAAAAGGUCGGUGAACAGUUUGUUGACAUGAAAGACUACAUGGACAAGUCAAUUAUGAAUUUACUUAAAGAUCUAAAGUCCAUGUUUGGCAGGCAAACUGAAACUCCUGAAGCUAAGAUGUCUGGCAGUGUUAAGGAUGUUACAAAAGAACCAAAGACAAGCAACAAGAAUGAUGGACUUCAGCACAACCUAUAUUUUCAUUUUGAUGAACCGAUAGGUGAUUUUGACAUUGGUGGGCAGGAUGUAAGUGAGCAAAUAUCCAAUCACAUUGUAGUAGAUGCAUCUGCUUUGAAGAAUGGGAUUAAUGCUUCUAUUCCAGUUGGUGAGCAAGUUGGAGAUGGUGAAGCAUGUGAUAAAUAUAUAGUUGACCCAGACGAAUUGAAGAGUCAUCCUAUUGAUACUCUGAUUUCAGAACAUAAUCUAGAUGAUGUGGUUGCUGGCAUUGAUAAGUUGGGUGCUUUGGGCAAUUCUGCCACUAAGACCCCUACCCUUGAUGAUUUUGAAAUGCCUCCAUUUACCGAGUCUCAAAUAGUAGCGAUUGAAACCAAAGGUGGUGACAUCGUUACACCUGAACAACAAGCAAGAAAUAGAAAUCCUGGACCGUAUGGUAAAUCACCAUACACUGAUUUUAGUUCAGGCGGCAGCAGCACAAUCAAUUGGCUUUGA